AAGCGAGCAGUGAAAAGCUGUCAAAAUUAAUGAUUCGAGCAAAGAGGAGUUUGAUUGUGUUGGUGUCGUUCUUCUGACAGCUCGAAAGUUGCGUUUGUGUGAGUGGUGGUGAGCUGCUGCGGUGCUCGAAAAAAAUAAAAGGGAACGCCAUAUUGAACAAAAGAUGAGACGAUUGGAUGAAUGAGAGAACGGAACUGAAUCAAGUUAUUUUCCAAUUUUAUGAAAAUUAGCGGCAGGCACCGUGCAAAUAUUGAAGAAAAGUAAACUCCAAAGUGAGCAGCGUUUGAAAUAGGAUCAUAUCCGCGUGAUAAUAGUGUGGUGGACAGUGAAUCCGUGCGUUCAAGAAAUCGAAAACCUUUGCCAAAACGGAAUGGCACAAGGAUAAAAUUCGGGUGCACUGCGUUUCUUCUCUUAAGGAAAUUGAAAAUACAGUGUCGGUUUCGAGAUCCUGCGAAAAAAUCGUAGCGGAAAGGGAUUAAUCGUAAGCUUCGAAGAUCGCUUCUGAUUCUUACGGCUUUCGUUUGUGAACUUACUGUUUCGCAUGAAAUUUCCUUAAUUGAUUCCGUCGUCGCCGUUCCGCUGAAAAGCAAAAAAUCCAGAAAAUUAAUUACCAAGAUUAUCAGCUUGUAAAAUGUUCCAGAUAAGCGAAAAACUAUAAAAACUCCAUCACUAUAUAAUUCAUCUAUAUAAGGAGCAAUCUUAAAUUAAUUGUACGUUACAAUGUCCGGACACAACCCCCCGCAUGGGCGACUUGGACAGCCAAAUUCCACUUGGAAUCCGCUACAGGUGCCAUCGUACAUUCCUCGGCAGCCACAGCUAGCGCACAUGUCGAGCGAACGGUCUUUAGCUAGAUCUCCCCUAACCUGGCAUACUCCUCCAACUCAUCAGGAACAAUUGUACAAUUUUAUGACCGCCAACCACAAAAAUAAUAUUGAAAUCAAUCAAAUGCUGCCAACAUUUGGACGAAACCCCGGAAUGCCACUUGGCUCGGUGGAUUUGUCUUUAUCGUCGGCCACUAGGAGUACACCGUCUCCCAAAGGUCCAGGUGGACACCAACCAGUUCCAGGGCUUCCGUUACAUCAGCAGCAGCAACAACAGCAGCCACAGCCAUCACCACAAUCUCAACAGCAUCACUCAGCAAUGAUGCCACCGAAUAUUCCUCCGGGUUUAGGUGGUGGUCCACAAAUGACAUCCGACCACGGUGCUCCAGAUCAUUUUAACACUAAAAUGUCUCACGGUGGUCCUCCACAGCAUCACCACAUGAGCACAAACCAUAAUCGUUCGCCAUCUGGUGCGCCACAAAUCGGAAGCGGUGUUAUUCAGUCGACCGGUGCUUUGAAAGAACGCUCGGGAGGAAAUCAUGGGAUAUUGCCGGGUCAUCUGGCAAGCAGUAAUUCCCCAUCCUGCAGUUUCAUGGGCAACAAUCUGAACAGCAGUAUGAACAUGGGAAUGCCCAGUGUAAGUUCAGCUGGAGGAAAUGGAUACUACAACAUGAUGGGAAGUGCCACCGGUGGCAAUGGUACUGGAGGAAGUUCUAUGAAUGCAGGGCCGUGCGGUCCAGGCGGAAGUAACAGUAUUAACAGAUCCACGUUGCCGCCCUCAGGGGCUCUCGGCGGACACAUGGGACCAAUGAGUGGCUCGAAUCCUCCGUCUCUUGGAAUGGCAAGUGAUUUUGCAGCCAUGAUUUCGGCUGGCUUGCACGUCAAGGAUCCUAAACAACUUUGCAACGAAAACAGUAAAAAUGGACGGGACAAUGUUCCACCCAACAAUGAACAGUCGGAUUUGGUUAAAGACAUUCUCAUGCAUGCAAUGCAAAGCAAUCCAGUUUCCGUGUCACCCAAAAGAAAUUCUCCGCUCAGAGCACCCGGACCACCCAUCCAGAGUCCCACACGAAGUCGUAGCCCACCGGCUUCUGUACUGCUUCAAUCUCUGGAUCAACCAUCUGCAGCUUCGGUCAAUAAAUCGUAUCAACCGUCAGCUUCUUCGGCUGUGCCAUUGAGCGAAUCAGGCACAACUGCACCGAUUACCAUAACUCCAACGAAAUCUAUCCUACCUCCUAAUGAAUUAUCACCACCCAGACUUGAACAACCUGCGGGAAGACCAUCGGUUUCGGAACGAACAUCACCUAAUCAAAGCAUUACCUCGAAUGAAGAUUCGGGAGAUUCGAGUUCCAGCAAAUCAAGAAGACGACGUAAACCAGACCGAACAAGUAAAAUGGGUCCUGAUGAGUUAGGUCGAAUGCACGAUUUCCUCGCGGGCGAAGAUAACAGCGCUGAUAAAUGCGAUCGGAUCGAUGGAAUCGAUCCAAUGAGGCCUAAUAUCGCAGUUCGAAGUGAUAUAGCCACACUAGCGUUAGAAGGAAUAAGUAGUCUUAGCCAAGGCCUCGCCAGUGACAGUAGUCAUAGUCCUCACAUAACAGAUCUUUCUGAUAGCACUAGGUUAAAUUUGCAAACUCUUGGAUCCGGUCCUACUGAACAUCUGUUGCCGACGGAAGAAUCGAGUGCUAAUAAAUCAACCACAGUUAGCUCGGUUAUCUCUAGUGUUCUGUCGGCAGCUGCUGCAGUGAUGGAAUCCACACGUAAAGAGAGUGAGUCUAACUCAGACGACUGUGAAACUAUUGACAAAAUAGCAGCAAUGAUUUCUAGCACUGAAAGUGAGCCAAUAGCACAAGGAGGGUCAAAGUCAGAAGAGUUGGAUGAAAAACAAUCUACAGACUGCAAUGGCCCUAAAGAUAAAGCAACACACUCAACUGAAGGUUCCUUACAAUCCGGCACUGAAAAGCCGCAGUUAAAUAAAAUCGAAAACGACAAAAGCUAUGAGGAGAUUGAAAAUAAAUUAGAGGAAAUGUUUGCAGGCAUUGAGGAAAACAUACCAGUGUGUUCAAAAACAUCUAAUGUACGGGAUAAGAAACUUUCAUCUCCUGCCAAGCAAUCGUCUACCGAUUCAAACGAUAUUUUAACGGAAUUAGCAGAAAAAUUUGAUGGUUCCACGCCUCUAGCAAGAGAAGAACUAGGCGAAACACCAUGUGAUUCACCAGUUCCCAGUACCAGUGGAACCCAGAAAAAAGUACUCACACCAGCCGCCAAGCGAGCAAACGUAGGAAAAUCCUCUGGUCCGCCCCCUAGUAAAAGAAAAAAGGUACUCAAGAAAAAGCCCUCUCAAACAAAGGGAGCAAGUUUCGCUGCAGCAGAAGAACGGGCGGCAAGCUUUGGCGCAAAAUGUGGUAAAAAACCUAAUGCUAAAGGAAAUGGCAAAAAGACUGCUGCAAAGAAUGGUAAAUCCAAACAAUCAGAUACUGGAAAUGGAUCGGAUUUGAACGGCAAAUAUCGGGGUCCUUUCAUUCAGGUCAAAUCCGACGGUUGCCAUUCGGUAAUCAACGCUCCUAUUAACGAAGAUGAUUCUGAAAAGGCGCAAAAUAAAACAAAAAAAUAUAAUAGCAGCAUGAACAAUUCGGAGAGAAGUAAAAUCCGAGGAUUACACGUGAGCACUCUUAGCACCAAAUACGAUGCGGACACCACCGAUACUAGUUGGAUGUGUGUGUUCUGUAAGAUGGGACCUCACAAAAUGCGGAUGGGGGAUCUAUUUGGUCCGUACAUCAUCAGCGUUAAAUCGCGUGAAUUUGAGCAAAGUCAAACGGACGAAGAGUAUUUCAAUGUAAAGCGCACGCGAGAAAGUUUAGCCUCUAAGUUUGCCGCCAAGCCGGAACCAGUUGUGAUAACCAGUGCUCCCAAAGGGAAGAAAAGAAAAAUCGCUAACGAUGUACCAGCUGCCAUGCCAGGGCCCAGCGGAAUUCAGCUAAAGAUGAACGAAGAAUCUGCUCCACUGGACUUGUACUACGGUAUGAUCAAAGCCGGAGACGAUUCGUACGAAGUGUGGAUGCACGAAGACUGUUUGAUUUGGGCACCGGGAGUGCACAUAAUUGGAACCAGGAUAGUUGGUUUGGAGGCCUCCAUUUGGAACUGCUGUCGGCAUCGAUGUCGAUUAUGCUCGCAGUAUGGAGCAAUGGUAAGUUGUUUGCACCGAGGUUGCAACGAGGAGGCACAUGUCAUUUGUGCACGGAAGGCUAACUGGCAGCUGACUGAUGAGUUCAAAUCGCUUUGUGAAACACAUUGCAAAGAUGACUCUUGAGUAUUUGGAGACCAUAGCAUGGUCAAUUAGGUUAUGUGUUUCGUUAUCACUAUCUUUGAUUGUGUACAUUAUUGCGUUUUUAUAUACCUCCUAUCCUGGAAAGAGAGUGCGAAAAGAGAUAAAGAUCUGUUUCAGCAGAAAAAGCCAAUAUGCAAACCUUCAGGUUGUGUGAUUGCUAGGGUCACAAUGAAAAAGCGAUAUUAUGUUUUAGUUUAACUACCUAGUACUGAAAUCUGAACAUGAGUCACAAUUAUAAUAAUGAUUGUACAUUUUAAAAGUGUAAAUAUAUGUAGUCAGCUCUUUAGUGUA
Molecule: messenger RNA, 4437 nt
Organism: Uranotaenia lowii
Lineage: Eukaryota; Metazoa; Arthropoda; Insecta; Diptera; Culicidae
Exons: 8
Coding region: 721-4128 (1135 amino acids)
Biological process (GO): regulation of transcription by RNA polymerase II
Cellular component (GO): nucleus
Source: RefSeq, a predicted model, not a curated record